AACAGAGUGCAGCUUCGCGCCAAACAGUUUAUGGCUUUCACCUGUUUUCGGACAACUAAACUGACACUAAACUGCGAGAAAGCCUCUUUAUAAUGGACAUCAGGCGGUUCUUUGCACCGACAUCAGGCAAGCCUGCAGUGCAGAAACCAGCUUCAAAUGGAACCACUAAAACAGAGGAGAAGAAGAAGAAGAAGAAUCCUCUCUCUCCAGACGAGGAAGUGAAAAAGAAAAAGAAAGAGGCCACCAAGGUGAAAAGCUACAAACCAGAGGAGAAACGCAGUGACAGUGAGAAAAAACGAAAAAAGCGUGCAGUCAUAGAAUCAGACUCUGAGGAUGAGGAGCCAGUGAGCAAAUCAAAGAAAUCCCCCAAAGAGAAACAGAAGACGGGCAAAACAGAGCCACCUCCCAAAAAAGAUCCUGUGCAGUAUGUCUCUGAAACAGACUCAGACAGCGACAACUUUCAGUCCUUGAAAAAGGCCUCCAACCCCAAGCAGAAUGGCUCGGACAGACAGAAGCCAGGAGCCACAGAGGGCCAUAAGUCUCCUUUCAGGCCCUCCACCACACAGGGGAAAACUGCUGUGAAGUCUCCUCCUGCGCCCGUCACCCCUAAAUCAGCCCCGCCUCCUCAGCCCAAAAAAACUCCCACCUCAGUAUUCGAUUACUUCGGCAGUGCGUCUGUUCAGCGUUCAGACAAGAAGCUGGUAGCCAGCACCAAACGAAAGGCGCCGACUCAGGACAGAGAUGAUCAGAUGAGUGAUGAGGAAAUUGCCAAGCAGCUACAGAUGGAUGAGGACAUGGAGCUGGAGAAGCAGAUCCAUGAGGACGAGGAGUUUGCCAGAACUCUGGCCCUGCUGGACGAGGAGCCUCAAGCCAAGAAGGCUCGUAAAAGCUCAGAUGAAAACCCAGCCGCUACCACAAUCCCCAAAAAGAGCACUGCAGUCUCUGCAGCUGGCAGCAAGAGCAGCCCGUCAAAGACCAACCCAAGGAAAAGCAUAUCGGAGGACGUGAUUAGUCCCUCUCCUAAAAAGUUCCCCACCCCCGUCAAAGCCAGCUCCAAACUGGCCAUAAUGAAGAAAAAAGAGGAGGAGAGAGACGAGGGGCCAAAGGGCAAAACACCAAUUUCACCUGCAAAAAUAAAAAUCUCUCCCAAAAAGGAGCCGAUCGCUUCAGCAAGCAUUGAUAAGAACCUCACUCCCAAAACAGGCACCACACCAAUCACAGUUAAAACUUCUCCCAAGAAACCAGAAAUGAGCAAGAGCACAAGUACGAGUCCUGACGAUGCAGAGAAGAAGAAGAUCAACUCUUCGGCGUACAGGAACUACCUCAACAGAGAUGGACCGCGAGCCCUGGGCUCCAAGGAAAUCCCGCAGGGUGAGGAGAACUGUUUGGAGGGCUGUGUGUUUGUGCUGACGGGCGUCUUGGAGUCCAUCGAAAGGGAUGAUGCCAAAUCCCUCAUCGAGCGCUACGGUGGCAAAGUGACGGGCAACAUCAGCAAGAAGACCACGUACCUGGUGCAAGGCAGAGACAGCGGAGUCUCGAAGCUCGAGAAGGCGGAGAGUCUUGGUACCAAGAUCCUGGAUGAGGAUGGUCUGUUGGAGCUGAUCAGAACCAAACCAGGAAAGAAAUCCAAGUAUGAGAUUGCUGCAGAGGCUGAGAACAAAUCCUCAAAGACCAGGACUCCCCCCAGCAAGCCAUCAAAGAGCACCCCCCAGUCCCAGAAGAUCUCUCCCUCCAAGGGUAAUUCCAGGUCCCCUCACACACCGAGUCCGUCAAAGACCGGACUGGCACAAGGCCACGCAGCCAGAAACGGAGACGGCGGCACACCUCCUGGGAGAGGGUCAGGUCACACAGCCCGGAGGGGGCUGGGCCUUUCCUCCUCCACUUCUUCAUCUUCACCCCCCGGACCAUCAUCCCCAUCAGGAGGGGAUGCAAGUCUGCUGUGGGUUGAUAAGUACCGCCCCAACUCUCUGAAGACUGUUAUUGGCCAGCAGGGAGAUCAGAGCUGUGCCAAUAAGCUGCUGCGCUGGCUGCAGAACUGGCACAAACACCACAGCGGAGGCACAUCCAAACCACCAGCAGUUGCAAGGUUUGGUAAGUUUGGAGGAGGGAAAGAUGAUGGAUCAGGGUACAAAGCUGCUCUGCUCUCAGGACCUCCAGGUGUGGGGAAGACCACCACAGCUGCCCUGGUCUGUGAGGAGUUGGGCUUCAGCUACGUGGAGAUGAACGCCAGCUGUACUCGCAGCAAAAACAGUCUGAAAGAAGUCGUCGCAGAGUCACUCAACAACACCAGCAUCGAGAACUUCUACAAAGGCACAUCUCAGAAAGUGAGCAGUAAACACGUCCUGAUCAUGGAUGAGAUUGAUGGCAUGGCUGGCAACGAGGACCGUGGAGGAAUCCAGGAGAUGAUCGGCCUGAUCAAAAAUUCAAAGAUUCCCAUCAUCUGCAUGUGCAACGAUCGCAACCACCAGAAGAUCAGGUCACUGGCCAACUACUGCUUCGAUCUGCGCUUCCAGAGGCCACGAGUGGAACAGAUCAAGGGAGCCAUGAUGUCCAUCGCUUUCAAGGAGGGAAUCAAGAUCCCGCCCCCAGCCCUCAACGAAAUUAUCCUCGCCUCCAACCAGGAUGUCCGACAGGUGAUCCACAACCUGAGCAUGUGGUCGGCCAAAGACAAGGUGAUGACGUACGACCAGUGCAAGUCUGACGCAGCCAGCGCCCGCAAGGACAUGAAACUGGGGCCGUUUGAUGUUUGUAGAAAGGUGUUUGCCUCCGGGGAGGAGACCGCCCACAUGAGCCUCAUCGAUAAGUCCGACCUCUUCUUCCAUGACUAUUCGCUGGCGCCGCUCUUUGUCCAAGAGAACUACCUGCACGUUCGGCCAAAGGCUGCCGGCGGGGACCUCAAGUCCCACCUGAUGUUACUCAGCAAGACAGCUGACUCCAUCUGUGAAGGAGACCUGGUGGACAGACGGAUCCGCUCUGGGCAGAACUGGUCCCUGCUGCCCACUCAGGCCAUCUAUGCCAGUGUGUUACCAGGUGAGCUGAUGAGAGGCUACAUGAGUCAGUUCCCCACCUUCCCCAGCUGGCUCGGCAAGAACUCCUCCACCAGUAAACAUGCCCGCAUCGUCCAGGAGCUGGCCUCACACAUGGGCUUAAAAACGAUGAGCAGCAGACAGGCGGUGAACCUUGACUACCUGCACUACCUGCGGCAGGCGCUGCUCAACCCACUUCAGAGGCACGGAGCGGAGGGCGCCAACGAGGCCGUGCAGCUGCUGGACGACUACCAGCUCAUCAAGGAGGACGUGGACAGCAUCAUGGAGAUCAGUGUCUGGGGCGGACAACCGGACCCCUACUCCAAACUGGACUCUAAGGUGAAGGCAGCGUUCACACGGGCCUACAACAAAGAAGUUCACCUGACGCCAUAUUCCCUGCAAGCGGUGAAGAAGGGCCGACGUGGUGGCGGCGCGGGGGAGUCUGAGCCGGGAGGAGAGGACAUUGACAACGAAGAGCAGGAGUCUGAGGACGAGGGCCUCAAAACUGACGCCAUGAUCAAACAGAAGAAGGCUAAAGUAACCAAGGAGACGAAGAAGGAGAAGAAGGAGGACUCUGGGAAGGACAAAGGCAAGGGGAAAGGCAAAGGCAAGGCCAAGAAAUGACCGAUGACCAGAGGACAGAAACUCUCCUGGUCUGCCUCCCGCUGCUCUCACAGACUGUAAUAUUCUGUCUCUGCACUAGCAACGCUCCUUUAACUAGCAUCAGAAAGCAAUGGACUGGUCUUAACCUCUGCAGGUAACCCACCUCUCCCUCAAACUUUCAUUCAACCACGCUAAGAAAUGUUUUUCAGAUUUUUUUUAACUUCCUGUCAUGUUUCCAUCAGUGUCUCCAUACUGAACAAAUGAUGGACAUUAUCUAGUCUACCAUUCAUUAUUAUCAUGU
Molecule: messenger RNA, 3930 nt
Organism: Plectropomus leopardus (leopard coralgrouper)
Lineage: Eukaryota; Metazoa; Chordata; Actinopteri; Perciformes; Serranidae
Gene: rfc1
Product: replication factor C (activator 1) 1
Biological process (GO): DNA replication; DNA repair
Cellular component (GO): DNA replication factor C complex; nucleus
Molecular function (GO): DNA binding; ATP hydrolysis activity; DNA clamp loader activity
Source: RefSeq, a predicted model, not a curated record